This is a messenger RNA of Terrapene triunguis (Three-toed box turtle), 1557 nucleotides long. It is a transcript of the gene FLOT2, whose product is annotated as flotillin 2. The transcript is spliced from 11 exons. The record is from RefSeq and is a predicted model, not a curated record. NCBI's taxonomy places the organism in Eukaryota, Metazoa, Chordata, Testudines, Emydidae. Gene Ontology annotation, cellular component: plasma membrane. Gene Ontology annotation, biological process: regulation of myoblast differentiation; protein localization to plasma membrane. Bases 219 to 1358 code for a protein of 379 amino acids.
UCUAAAGCAGUAUGUGUUCGGAGGCUGGGCCUGGGCUUGGUGGUGCAUUUCUGACACACAAAGCUGUGCAAUGUAGACGUAGCUUUAAUUACACACAUUCUGGAGAGCUCAGAGGCACCUUACCAGGCAUGCCAAGUCCUGAGUGGAGGAUUUGAUUCUUCUUCCAAGAGCCGAUGACCUCCUGAGUAACUCUAAGCACAGUACUGUCUUUGGAGGUUAUGACCAUCCUCUGUCGCUGUGAGAAUAUUGAGACGUCGGAGGGGGUCCCACUGUACGUAACAGGGGUUGCACAGGUGAAAAUAAUGACAGAGAGAGAGCUUCUGGCUGUGGCCUGUGAGCAGUUCUUGGGGAAGAACGUCCAAGACAUUAAGAACGUGGUCCUUCAAACGCUGGAGGGGCAUCUGCGAUCCAUCCUAGGCACCCUGACAGUGGAGCAGAUCUAUCAGGACCGGGAUCAGUUUGCCAAGCUGGUGCGGGAGGUGGCAGCUCCAGAUGUGGGCCGCAUGGGCAUCGAGAUCCUGAGCUUUACCAUCAAGGAUGUGUACGAUAAGGUGGAAUAUCUGAGCUCUCUGGGGAAGACUCAGACAGCCGUUGUUCAGAGAGAUGCCGACAUUGGCGUGGCAGAGGCUGAGCGAGACGCUGGCAUUCGGGAGUCGGAGUGCAAGAGGGAAAUGCUGGACAUCAAGUUCAUGUCAGACACUAAAACGGCCGAUUCCAAACGGGCCUUUGAGAUGCAGAAAGCCGCCUUCAGCCAGGAGAUUAACAUUAAGACUGCCGAGGCCCAGCUGGCCUACGAGCUGCAGGGUGCCCGGGAGCAGCAGAAGAUCCGCCAGGAGGAGAUCGAGAUCGAGGUGGUGCAGCGCAAGAAGCAGAUUGACGUCGAGGAGAAAGAGAUCAUCCGGAUGGACAAGGAGCUGACCGCCACCAUCAAGCGUCCGGCAGAGGCCGAGGCGCACCGCAUGCAGCAGAUCGCCGAGGGCGAGAAGGUGAAGCAGGUUCUCAUUGCGCAGGCCGAAGCAGAGAAGAUCCGCAAGAUUGGCGAGGCAGAGGCCUCUGUCAUCGAAGCCAUCGGGAAAGCAGACGCAGAGAAAAUGAAGCUGAAGGCAGAGGCUUACCAGCAGUACGGCGACGCGGCCAAGAUGGCUCUGGUGCUGGAUGCUCUGCCCCAGAUCGCUGCUAAGGUGGCCGCUCCGCUGGCUAAAGUGGACGAGAUUGUUAUUCUCAGUGGGGACAGUAACAAGGUGACGUCCGAGCUGAGCCGUCUGCUGGCUGAGAUCCCUGCGUCUGUGCAUGCCCUCACUGGCGUCGAUCUGUCCAAGAUCCCCCUGAUCCAGAAAGCCACGGGAGCCCAGGCAUGAGGCUGGCCAGUCCAAAGCUAGUGAAGACAACCCCCUGUUAUGCACUCUUACAUCAACUGCCUUUAACACUUGGGAAAUCCUUUUAUAUCAAAGACAAUUGGAAGUUCAUUUUUAAGCUCUGGUGCCUUAUUUUGUAGGACCAGAAUGAUGCAUGUUAAAUUGGUCUUUUUUUCUUAAGGGGAAUUUAUUUUGUAAGUUU